Acomys russatus (golden spiny mouse) is the source of this 945-nucleotide messenger RNA. RefSeq names its product olfactory receptor 10AG1-like. Bases 1 to 945 code for a protein of 314 amino acids. Gene Ontology annotation, molecular function: olfactory receptor activity; G protein-coupled receptor activity. Gene Ontology annotation, biological process: G protein-coupled receptor signaling pathway. The record is from RefSeq and is a predicted model, not a curated record. Gene Ontology annotation, cellular component: membrane. Lineage: Eukaryota; Metazoa; Chordata; Mammalia; Rodentia; Muridae. The transcript has a single exon.
AUGAACUAUGCAGACAUCAUGGCAGUGGACAAUGCUUCCACUGUGUCACAGUUUCUCCUCCUGGGAUUUUCAGACCUUCCUAACCUCCAAGGGUUUCUGUUUGGAAUGUUCUUCAUAGUUUACUUGAUUAUCUUGAUUGGAAAUACCUUCAUAAUCGUGAUAACUAGAAUUGACCCUGCACUACAGAAGCCCAUGUAUUUUUUCCUGGCAAAUUUUUCUUCUCUGGAAAUCUGUUACGUAUCAGUCACUCUCCCCAGGAUUCUGUUCAACAUUGCUACUCAAGACAGAAGAGUUUCUGUGCUGAGCUGUGCCACACAAAUGUGUUUCUUCCUUGUGCUGGGAGCCACUGAGUGUUUCCUCCUGGCCGUGAUGUCCUAUGACCGCUAUGUGGCCGUCUGCCAUCCUCUGCACUAUCCUGUGGUCAUGAACCCAGCAAGGUGCACUCAGUUGGCAGCAGGGUCCUGGCUUGGUGGCAUCCCAGUCCAGAUAGGACAAACCUGUCAAAUAUUCUCUCUGCAUUUCUGCAAUUCUAACCAAAUAGACCACUUCUUCUGUGACUUACCUCCCAUUCUCAAGUUGGCCUGUGGGGACACUUCAGUGCAUGAGCUCUCAGUCUACUUAGUGGCUAUGCUAUUUGUUGCUUUACCUUUUAUCUUGAUACUUGCCUCUUAUAUGAAAAUCAUUGCAACCAUCCUGAAGUUGCCAACAGCCACAGGAAGAGCAAGAGCCUUCUCCACAUGUUCUUCCCAUUUGCUUGUGGUGUUCCUGUUUUUUGGAACAGCUACUGUUACCUACUUGCGACCAAAGUCCACCCAUUCUCCAGGAACUGACAAGCUGCUCUCUCUGUUCUACACAAUUGUGACUCCCAUGUUCAAUCCACUGAUAUACAGCCUUAGGAACAAGGACGUGAUUGCUGCAGUGAGAAAAUUUUUACUUAUAAAAUAG